AUGGAUCAAGUGUACAAGAAUUUUUAAAAUUAUUUAACAACUGAGUUUGAAAGUAAAAUAAAAAAUGUUGAAACUCUUUAAGGAGAAAAUGAAGCAAAGCAUAAUGAAUAAUUACAGGCAAAGUUGAUAUAGUUUGAAACAUUAUACAGAAAUAUUAAAGAGAACUUCCCAAAUGCUUUAAAUCAUCCUAAAUCUGAGAAAUGA
Tetrahymena thermophila SB210 is the source of this 204-nucleotide messenger RNA. RefSeq lists its product as hypothetical. Lineage: Eukaryota; Ciliophora; Oligohymenophorea; Hymenostomatida; Tetrahymenidae. The record is from RefSeq and is a predicted model, not a curated record. The transcript has a single exon.